Molecule: messenger RNA, 1500 nt
Organism: Durusdinium trenchii
Lineage: Eukaryota; Dinophyceae; Suessiales; Symbiodiniaceae
Source: the annotation of a GenBank genome assembly
AUUUGUUUGGAUUCAACGUCACAGAAUCCGAUGAGUCAUCGUGCGGAGCCAUAUUCCACGCACUGGACUGGCACAGGCGGUGGGCAGUCCGUGUGUCGGCACUUCUUGCAGGGCAAAUGCACGUUCGGUGAGGCCUGCAGCUUCAAGCACGAAGGGAGCGCACCAGGCGCAAUGCCCGUCCAAGGGGUCCAGAUGGACGAUGAGAGGCCUGUCUGCCGGCAUUUCCUGGAAGGGAGGUGCACCUAUGCUGAUGCUUGCCGCUUCAGCCACCAAGCGCCCGAAAGCGCCAGCGCCGGCGGCGGAACCUGGAAAAGCCCAGAAGGACUGGCGCCGAGUUCCGGUGAUGACAGGCCUGUCUGCCGGCAUUUCCUGGAAGGGAGGUGCACCUAUGCUGACGCUUGCCGCUUCAGCCACCAAGCGCCUGAAGGCCCUGGACCAGCUCCGAAUGCGGACGACAGGCCAGUCUGCCGGCAUUUCCUGGAAGGGAAAUGCACUUACGCUGAAGCUUGCCGCUUUAGCCAUGAUGCCCCAGGAUUCCAACCACCAGGCAGUGAUUUGGGGCACAAGCCGGUGGACGGCCAAAGGCCAGUUUGCCGGCAUUUCCUGGAAGGAAAGUGCACCUAUGGUGCUGCUUGCAGCUUCAGCCAUGAGGGCAUCCCCAUGACCGCGAGUUUCGCAGGCCCGAGCCCUGCAGUGAACGCCGAUGAGAGGCCUGUGUGCCGGCAUUUCCUGGAAGGAAAGUGCACCUUUGGUGAUCUUUGCCGCUUCAGCCAUGAUGCCCCAAGAGGACCCAUCUUCAAUAGCCAAGGGGCCGAAAAAACGGCGGUGGCUGAUGACAGGCCUGUGUGCCGGCAUUUCCUGGAAGGAAAGUGCACCUUUGGUGAUCUUUGCCGCUUCAGCCAUGAUGCCCCAAGAGGACCCAUCUUCAAUAGCCAAGGGGCCGAAAAAACGGCGGUGGCUGAUGACAGGUCUGUGUGCCGGCAUUUCCUCGAAGGAAAGUGCACCUUCGGUGAUGCUUGCCGCUUCAGUCAUGCCCUUCCAGGUGCCCAUUCCUCAUGGGGCUUCCCAGUGGACGAGAGGCCAGUUUGCCGGCAUUUCCUGGAAGGAAAGUGCACCUACGGCCAUGACUGCCGCUUUAGCCAUGAUGCCAUGGCAGGGCGUCAAGAACCAUGGCGUGCUCAACCAGCUCCGAUGAAGCCACUGCCCUUGCCCUUUAGGAUACCUGCAGGCCGCCCGAAAAACGGUUUUCAGGACUCCAGCUAUGGGCCAGUAAGGACUUCCCCAAAGGAUCGCCGACUUCCGAUUUGCCGGCACUUCCUGCUGGGGAAGUGUACCUUUGGGAACACCUGCGGCUUUCGGCACGAGGAGGAGACCGUGCGGCUUGAGCGGCCCGAGCCAGGUGUCGGGCCAUCCGACACGAGGCCCGUUUGUCGACACUUUGCAAUCGGGAAAUGCACCUACGGAAAUGAAUGUAAUUUCGCACAUCCCAUUUUAGCAUAG